UCUGCUUGGAGUAGAAGAUGACCUUUUGAUCUCUUCGAAUGGCGCUUGACCUUUUGAUCUCUUCGAAAUGUCCCGCCUAAAAAACACUACGGAGCAUAACGCAGAAAAAUGAAAAGAACAUCGCUCCAUGGUCAGCCUGUCGAGCGUCAGUGAAUGCACAAUCGGAACCCUAGGCGUUAUCGUGAAAUGCCGACGUGGCAGAUUCUUUCCGAUGGUGAGAACACCUUCCGGUGGAAAUUGUCCCACCAAAAGCCGUCUAGCUGUGUCUUUGCUCCGCUGCCCCCUCCGGACUCUCAGCGCCUUCCCUCAAUGUCUGAUAUCUUGCACCGUCAAGUCUCAGAGAAGGCUUUCACUUUCCGAGAAGAAUUGGGGAAGUCCAUGGAAGUGAAGCAGACCUCUCUAGACAAAGCAGCAUCUGUUGUCCAGGAUGGAGGCACCGCAGUAUUUGGAGAAUGCAGUGGUAGAGACAGUGGGACUGGUUCUCUGAAUUUCAUGCCCAACACAGACUCAGAUAAUGCAAUCAAUCAUUAUAAACAUGCUUUCCAAAAUGGUGCAGGCAAAUCAGUAAAUACUUCGUUGUCAAUGUUUCAAACAGGGUCUGGUAAAGCAGUCACUAUAUCUCCAGCAGGGCUUGUAAGAGCCAGAAAGUUGUUGAACUUGAAUGAAACAGAGAGGUUUCAAGACUUCGAGCAGUCAAAUUAUAAUGAUGAGCCUUUUGAAUGGCAAUGUUCAUUUCCUUUACGAAAGAAUACUGAUGGGGAUAUUCCAGAUUAUUUUCACUCUGCACCUAAACCACAACCGAUUAAGUUUCAAACGGCUGGUGGGAGAUCAAUUUCUGUUUCUAAUGGUGCAUUGAGUCGUGCAAAAAAACUGCUUGGAGAUCCAGAGGAUAGCUGUUCCAUAGAGGAUAAAGAUUCAGCUUCUCCUGUGUUUUCAUUUUCUGAUGAAAGAAAGUCCAACUGUAACCAUUCAACUAUUAAAAGUCAGUCUUGUACUCCAUCACAUCAACAGUCAACACACAGUGUAGGUUAUUCUGGCAGGUUUACAUCUCCGCUGAAGUCAACUCUACAGAAAAGGCAGUUGACCGUGAAGCUUGAUAAUAUCCACCCAGCGAACAACUUAAUCAAGCAUUUUGAUGCAGUGGCAAAUGAUGGCGCAAACCAGUCAUAUAAUGCUAUUCAUUGUUGUCAAAACCUUUUACAACAGAAACCCAAUAUGAUGCCUUUAAGUUAUAAUGAAAAAGAUAUCUGUUCAAGUCACACAGCACCUCAAACAUCACUUCAAACAUCAUCAAUUGGGGUACUAACUGAUAUCUCAAACACUACUGCUGUUGGACGUCCAGAUGGCACACAAAAGAUUACUGAGAAGAGAAGACUUGGAAAUUGUUCUGUUUCUCCUUUCAGGAGGCCUCGCUUAGAAAAAUUUACUCCACCCCUGAACAAGAAUAUGCCAGUCAUUCAUAACGGGCUGUCAAAUUUAGCACCAAAGGAACCAACAUUUAAAGAAAGAGUUUCAGACUGGUACCCAUUUAAGGUUUCACGUUUGUAUAUGGAGGAAUACCUUGGAGAACCCCCAAGAUUCCAAAGCAAGCUAGUAAAUGUUGGAGAUCAGGUGAGAAGAAUGAAUCCAGAAACAGCUGAGUCAUACAUGUUCCAUGAUGAACAUGGCUCUACCAGUCUGGGAGCAGAUGCUUUUUUCCUAAUGCUAUCUCAUUGUGGAGCUUCACAUCAGUACUUUUCUAAAAUGUGGGUUGCAAAUCACUACAAGUGGAUUGUUUGGAAACUCGCAUCUUAUGAAAGAUGCUUUCCUGCCAAAUUUUCUGGAAAACUUCUGACAGUCUCUAAUGUGCUGGAAGAGUUGAAGUAUAGAUAUGAGAGGGAAGUACAUUAUGGCCAUCGAUCUGCAAUCAAAAGAGUUCUAGAAGGUGAUGCGCCAUCUUCAUUGAUGAUGGUGUUGUGCAUUUCUUCCAUUGGUCCAGUCUAUGGCACCAAAAAUAGACAUCAAGAUCUACCUAUUUCAUCAACAGGGAUUAAUAUAAACUCUACUUCAAAAAUAGAGCUAACUGAUGGGUGGUAUUCAAUUACUGCUGUUUUAGAUGGAGAGCUCUCGAAAAAGUUAGCUGCCAAAAAACUGUUUUUAGGCCAAAAACUCAGGAUCUGGGGAGCUGGCCUAUGUGGCUGGGCGGGGCCUGUUUCACCUCUUGAGGCCUCAAAAGAAUCUAGCUUAACAUUGCAUAUAAAUGGGACGUACAGAGCACAUUGGGCAGACCGCUUAGGAUUUUGCAAGGAUAUAGGUGUUCCUUUAGCAUUUAAUUCCAUCAAAGGUGCAGGAGGUGCUGUCCCUAUCACACUGGUUGGUGUUACAAAGAUUUACCCCGUUCUGUUCAGAGAAAGAUUAAGUAAUGGAGGAUACAUGGUGAGGAAUGAAAGAAUGGAAGCUAAAGCAAUAGAACAAUAUAACCAAAGAAGGUGUGAUGUUGCGGAGGGAGUAGCUGCUGAGUUUCAAAAGGAAAGUAUAGAUAUCAUUAUUGGUAAUGAUUAUGAAAGUGAAGAAGGAGCCAAACUCUUAAAGAUACUUGAGACAGCAGCUGAACCUGAUAUUCUUAUGGCAGAAAUGAGUUUAGAGCAGCUUAACUCGUUUUCUUCUUAUCAAGCUAAAUUAGAGGCCAAGAAACAGUAUCAUAUACAAAGAUCUCUUGACACAGCUCUGGAGGCUGCUGGUCUCAGAACAACAAGGGAUGUCACUCCAUUUAUGCGAGUUAGAGUUGUUGGGUUAAUCCGCAAAAGUAGUCAACAAAGGAAUUCCCCAAGAGAAGGCUUAAUUACCAUCUGGAAUCCGACUGAAAAGCAGCAAGUGGAACUCUCUGAGGGGCAAGCUUACGAAGUUUCAGGGCUUAUGGCACAAAGCUCCAAUUCAAGCACCCUUUAUUUGCAUGCAAAAGGAUCUACAUCAAAAUGGAAACCUUUAUCUACCUCUGGGAUUCAACAUUUUCAGCCAUUUUUCAUGCCCCGAAGAUCAAUCUCAUUGUCUAGCUUAGGUGAAGUUCCUGAAUCACGAGAAAUUGAUAUUGCUGCACUGGUCAUUUACGUUGGAGAGCUGUAUACAGUGGCUCAUCAAAAGAAACAAUGGGUGUUUGUAACUGAUGGAUCGAGAACUGCGUUGGAUACUUCAUUGUUGGCAAUUAGCUUUACUUUAGCAAACACCGAAAAUGAACUUUGUAAUCUUGUUGGAUCAGUGGUGUGUUUCUUGAAUCUCACUAAGAAAGAUAAAGAUGGAACAAACAAUAUCUGGGUGGCUGAGGGGACAGAAAAUUCAACCUAUCACUUAAAUUAUGAUCACCCACACUGCUCUCAUUUAAAUUGCUCCAUAGCUUUUCUCCAGGACUGGGUUAAGAAAUCUAGCUCGCGAAUCGAAAUAUUGAAGGGAAAAGUUUUGUCUAUUAUCAGCAAAUCAGUAGGUGUUCAAGAAUGCUGCUGAUAUUCUGAAGAUAUAGACUGAGACCGUCAACACCCUCCAUAGAAACAGAUACUUUAGGAACAGGGGCCAUUUAAUUUUGUUGCUUACUUUUUGCUGAAGUUAUCCAAGGGUAUUGGCUAAUUGACCCCUGCUCCAGGAAAAGCGACUUAUCUUUCAUUUCAUUUAAAUGUACAUUCUGAUGGUUACUAUUAAAAUCUCGAGCAGCUGGCCUCAUUUAUUUGCAGGCUGCUUUUCUUUUGUAAAUUUAAAUGUUAAAGCGGCUUAUCUCACUCUAUUUAAAUGUACAUUCUGAUGGUUACCUGAACAUUACGUAUUCAAUGUACGUACAUUUAGGCGACUUAUUAUGAUGGUUUUCUUUUGGUACAUUUAUAUGACAA
Cuscuta europaea is the source of this 3854-nucleotide messenger RNA. The record is from the annotation of a GenBank genome assembly. NCBI's taxonomy places the organism in Eukaryota, Viridiplantae, Streptophyta, Magnoliopsida, Solanales, Convolvulaceae.